UGAUGAGAAACUAGAGGUGCAGAACUUGUUGAGGCGGUCAGACUGGAGCUCCCGCUCAUCCGCAGCACAUCUCCAUCACCGGAUCCGUUCAGCAGAGCCUCGCGAUGAUGCUGAGCGCUUUAUUCGCUCUGAUUGUGUUUGCCGGCUCAGUUCAGGCGGAUAAACGCGCGGCGGAGAUGAAGAUGAGCCUGAUAGAGUCUUCAUCAUCAUCAUCAUCAUCAUCAUCAGCCUCGUGGCUGGAGCUGAACCCCUCCGCAGCGCACCGCGGGGAUGAGGAUGCUGAUGCUGAUGAAGAUGCGCGCGCGCCGAGAGUAACGCGCGGGUCCAAACACAAGCAGCGCGACCGGAACGCGCACCGACACCCGCGACCGCAUCCCGACCCGGACGCGUUCUUCACCACGCCGCGAGCGUUCAACGGCUCCUUGCGCGUCCACAACCCGCUGCACCCGCUCACGGAGGAGUCGUACAGCGCGUACGCCGUCAUGCUGCUCGCGCUCAUCGUGUUCUCAGUGGGCAUCGUGGGGAACCUGGCGCUCAUGUGCAUCGUGUCGCACAACUAUUACCUGAAGAGCACGUGGAACUGCGCGCUGGCCAGCCUGGCCUUCUGGGACUUCAUGGUCCUGUUCUUCUGUCUGCCGGUGGUCAUCUUCAACGAGCUGACCAAGAGACGACUGAUGGGAGACCUGUCCUGCAGGAUAGUGCCAUACGUGGAGGUGACAUCUCUCGGCGUGACCACGUUCACUCUAUGUGCGCUCAGCAUCGACCGCUUCCACGCGGUGACCAGCGUUCAGCCGCGGCCGCAGCAGGUGGAGUCCUGUCAGUCCAUCCUGGCCAAGCUGUCUGUGAUCUGGGUGGGAUCUCUGGUUCUGGCCGCUCCGGAGCUGCUGAUGUGGCAGCUGCAGCAGGAGGUGUCUCCGCGGACGGGUCUGCCGGUGGACUCGUGCAGUCAGCAGCCAUCCGUGACACUGCCGGAGACUCUGUACUCGCUGGUGCUGACGUACCAUCAGGCCAGAAUGUGGUGGACCUUCGGAUGUUUCUUCUGCCUGCCGCUGUUGUUCACCGGCGCGUGUCAGUUGCUCACGCGACACGUCACAGGCGAGAACGCCAAGAGCAAAGCUGCGCGUCCAUCCUCCACGUCAUCUUCAUCGUCCUCCGCGUCUCUAUCGUCUCCGAAGAAGCAGCGGCGAGAGGGUCAGCUGACCCGUACAGUGGUGGGCUUGGCGUCCAUUUACGCCAUAUGCAGUUUGCCGGAAAACGCCUGGAACAUCGUUCUGGCCUACGCAGGCGUGGAGGUGGGCGUGGCCACAAAGGCGCUGCUCGCUCUGAUUGGCCAGUUCCUGUUGUUCGUGCGGGCGGCAGCGACACCCGUCCUGUUGCUCUGCAUGUGUCGCUCUCUCGGACAGGCGUUCAUGGACUGCUGCUGCUGCUGUUGCGAUGAGUGUCUGCCGGAUCCUUCGUCGUCGUCCACGUCUUCGUCCACCAACGCCACGGCCGUCUCCUCGUCCCUGUCCUCGCCUGUCCAGGAGGAGAAGCUGAAGAUCGUAUCGGGAACGUCGCCCGCGGUGUUCUUCGAUAAAGUGAAGGAUGGUCCAGCCGAGCUGAUCAUCGGAACGCCGUGUUAAUCUCGGAACGUUGGAAUCAGUGUCCGUUUAUAAAAGCUGUGAAUGAAAUAUCGUCCAUCGCCAACACUCUUAAAGGGACAGUUCACACAAAAAUUAUAAUUCCAUUGCCAUUUAAAUGUUCCAAACCUAUAUAACUUUAUUUUGUGUGCAGAACACAAAAAAUGUGUUUAUUAAUUAUCACAAUAUUUUAUUAAAUUGAAAAUAUGAUGAAAUUAAAAUGUUAUAAGCUAUAGAAUCAUCAUGCCGUCACCCAACGCUGGAUGAGGAGAGUUAAACGCAGAAACGCAAUUUCCUGUUUCUUUAUCUACGUCCAAUCAGUCUUGUUUUUUUCUUGAACACAUUUAGUGACUUACAAUCCUCGAUUAGUUGCUGUAUUUCAGUCUGUAAGUCUAUUUCUUUACAGAUCCAUCACUUCUACACUACAGAAAUACAAAGAAAUUGUGAACUUUAUUGUACUUCAUUGGAAUUAACAACUAAUAUUUUGUUUAUCCAUAAACUUUGUACUGCUGGAUGGACAGUUGCGGCAAACUUGAAAACUUUGUAUUUUCAUGCACUUAAUUAAUUUUCAUCUUUAAAUUGUCAGUGUUUAAAAAUGAAAGUAUGGCCUUUUCAGAUCAAUCUUUAUAAGUUUUAAAGAAGAAAUGUUGUAUUUUAUUAAGUCUGUCUCACAUAUCAAAGACUGUCUGAUUCUCUGCUGGAAUUAAAUGACUUGUGCCCAUUUACAAACUCUCAGCAGAGACAAACGACUCUAUGAACUAUGGGAAAUAUUGAAAAAACUUUGCAACUUUAACACGUUAGACAGUAAUGAUUAUAAUAGCAAAAUGAACCUGAUAUAGUUGAACAUAUUGUUAGCAUUGAAUCUUUUGUAUUACUUUUUUUGUACUUGGUUGCAGCCAAUAAAAGAGUUUGAAUAUGUCGCAAA
Cyprinus carpio (common carp) is the source of this 2544-nucleotide messenger RNA. RefSeq names its product G protein-coupled receptor 37-like 1. Gene Ontology annotation, biological process: adenylate cyclase-inhibiting G protein-coupled receptor signaling pathway; positive regulation of MAPK cascade. Gene Ontology annotation, molecular function: G protein-coupled peptide receptor activity. The record is from RefSeq and is a predicted model, not a curated record. Gene Ontology annotation, cellular component: signaling receptor complex; plasma membrane. Lineage: Eukaryota; Metazoa; Chordata; Actinopteri; Cypriniformes; Cyprinidae.